AUCCGAAAUUUCCCCUUCCUAAUCCUUAUCUUGUCAUCACCAUUCACCACCACCCUAAUCACACCUUUGUCAAAAACAGUCCAAUGUUCUUUUAUCCAAAAUUAUCUUCUUUUUUCUUUUGAUUUCUGUUUCUUGAAGAAAAGGGGAAAGGGUUUGAUCUCCUUUUCAUAUGUUGCAGCCAUGAGGUGAUGCAAUUCUUCUUAACCAUUUUUUGCAUCACAAGAAGCUUUGUUCUUCUUUCAUCUGCCGGGCUAACCAAAGUCAAAGAGGUUGUUUUAGUAUAGGAUCAAAGCCUUUCGAGAUGGCAUCGAACAAUAAGAUGAAGGGCCUUUUAAAAGGCCUUAGAUACAUUUCUGAAAUAUUUGAAAAUGAAAAGGAGCCUGAAAUGCAGAUUGGUUUGCCAACAGAUGUAAAGCAUGUGGCUCACAUAGGAUGGGAUGGUCCAUCAGCAGUAAAAUCUGCACCCAGCUGGAUGAAUGAGUUUAAAUCAUCACCUGCCAAUAAUUGUGAAGCUCGGGAAGAAGAUCAUCGCAAAUCAGUCUCUCAAGAUGGGGUUAACGUAGAAGGUUCGAGGAGUCAAAGCUCAUCAGCAACGGAGAUGGCAGAAGUGCCAAAAUCAUCAAAGCGCAGUUCAAAUUCUUCAACAGGAGAGUCUACAGCGAAGGAAAAAUCAGAUAAACCAAAGCAUUCAAAGAAGAGUACCAAGACCACUUCUUCAAAGGAAACUUCUGAAAACCCCACAAAGCCUAAGAAAAAGCCAAAGGAACCCAAAGAACACAAAGAACCAAAAGAUCCUACCGACUCAGACAAGAAAAGUAGUCGACGAAAGAAAUCCAAAGACUGUGCUGAAGGAUCCUCCAGGCGGUCCAGGACCCGGGACUUGGAUAACGGAUCCGAUUCCGGGUCGGUAGCUGGGAUCCGAGAGGAACGACUAAGUGUUGAUGAAGGGGAAUUCUGAGGGCAAAAUUAUUUUUUUGUUUAAACGUUGGUGACCAUUGGGUUUGGUUGUAUACUGUAAAACACGGAUAGCUACAAGCUAGACUCUCUUUUGCUUUAGUAGAGAAACCAAAUAUACUUGUUUCCCCCACCCCCACAUCGAGGAAAACCCAACCUUUUCUGACAAAAGAAAAACAAAAGCUCCAUUGGAAUGAUAUUGUUGAA
This is a messenger RNA of Hibiscus syriacus, 1161 nucleotides long. Its product is annotated as CRIB domain-containing protein RIC6-like. NCBI's taxonomy places the organism in Eukaryota, Viridiplantae, Streptophyta, Magnoliopsida, Malvales, Malvaceae. The record is from RefSeq and is a predicted model, not a curated record. The transcript has 4 exons. The coding region runs from base 302 to 958 and encodes 218 amino acids.